AUGGCGAGACCUUUGUCUCCAACAACGUCUUCUCUUGAUGAGCCAGCAGAAGUUUGCGCUUUCCAACAGUCCUCUCCGCUUUCUCUGCGCCGGCAGCCGUCCUCGUCUUCUUCUCCUUCUCCACCUGCUCCACCGCUGACAGACAUCUCGCAAACUCACGACUACAAUUUCUCCGGCGCAGUUUACGAUGAAAGCACUUCGAACUCAGAGUCAGAAAGCAUUUCGCAACCAGAUCACGGAUACGAAGACGGUAUCGAGGAUGCCGACCAACGCGUCUUCUCGGGAUGCUCAUCCAUCUCCUCCAUCCCCACGACAGUAUCACAGCCCCUGUAUUCAAGGCAAGAACAGUAUGCCCCCCGAACACCUUCAAAACGCGACUCGCACGGGUUCUAUUCCUCUGAAAGAUCUGGCGGACCUCGGCCUGCUACCACCUCCCCUGGAAACCUCCGCGAAUACCACUCAGCGUUCCGCCAUGCCAGCAGUGUCAAGGCUCUACAGAUGAAAGACGAAGCAAUGAGUGAAACACACAGUGUUAUAAGGCACCACAGACGGACUGGCUCACAAAUGUCGUCAUACAGUCAGAGAAGUCUCUUUUCAGUUCGGACGUCUCCAACCAAAAGAUCAAGCCGGUCUCACACCACAUCUCCACUGAAAGAUGGCGCCAAUCUCAAGAAGGAAUUCCCUCUUAUACUCUUGCAUUGUACAUUACUGCCACCCAAUCAGCGGUUCCAGCCGUCGUCCCAAGAUAGUGCAGACCUCAGCGAACUAUUGCCAGAGGAAUACAAACAGCGUUGGCUAGCUCUGCGGAACAGACUGGCAGAUGUCGAGAUCAGCAGCCGGGGGGUACUGAUCCCCCAUCCUAGGGAUGACUAUGGAUUGCUCGAAGAACGACUUUUAGAGAGCUUGGAACUCGAGAAACCCCGGAUCAGGCACAAUCACUACUUCAACGCCGGUGGCAGCAGCGUAGACAGUGGCUUUGAGAGUGGCAGCCUUACCGAAGAGGAGACCGAACUUGAUGGUCUGGGCUAUUGCAGAUGCCCAGACUGUGGAGGACAUCUACAUUCAGACCAGACGAGUCGCAGAUGGGAUGUCAAAAUUUUUGCCGCCAAUGGCUUGAUGCGAGCUGGGGCAUGGGCUGCAGCAUGGCAAGAGAUGGAGAAGGUCGACGUGGAAAUCAACGUUUGCCUGCCAGAAGGAAUCUGCCAGGAACUCGAGGCCAAACUUGCAUUCGCCGACGAGGUGCAGGCAGAAAUAGGCCACCUCGACUCCAAAAACAGCCCUGCGGAUUGUGAAAUGGCAAAUUCUCGCGAACAAGAAGUAUACGGUGACUUUGGAAGACUUCAAAGCGAGACCGAUACGAGCAACUUCGGACAGCAACCACUUAUGGAAUCGAAGCAGGUGCAUCCACCGCCUAGCCCACGUCCUUUUGAGCAAGAUGCACAAGCCCCGCCUGCUGUUUGGAGUGGACGGUUCAGCAAGGAGAGUAGAAAUCUCCUGGUGGGGGUGCUGAGCUUCUUGGUAUUGUUGUUUGCAUUGGCAGGCAGGCAAGGAGGGUCUCAGAAAGAGCCCCCUGUGCGGACGUUACAGUUGACCACGGAAUUGACAGAAAUCGUCACCAGCACAGUCACGACGACCAGUAUUGCAAUCUCAACAGCAACUGUGACGGCCUCUGUGGAUACACUGCCUCCAUAUGCGUGUUCUCUACCAGAAAGGGCGGAUGAUCCGGUAGUGGAAACAAUCGAAAACUUGGCUGACCAACCCGCCUCCGCAACGGAUUUGUCCAAGCCACCGCUGGACCCUACGCAGGGGGCCAAAAGCGAUACGAGUACUGUCGCGCAGCAAAGCGCUGAGCUAGAAGACAGCGAGAGAGGUUCCACCUUGGCAUCCGAAGAAGAGGGUCCCGAUCCGAGCCUUUUGCAAGGUCUAGACUCCGCUGAUAUGCUUAGAUAG
Fonsecaea multimorphosa CBS 102226 is the source of this 1950-nucleotide messenger RNA. RefSeq lists its product as uncharacterized. The coding region runs from base 1 to 1950 and encodes 649 amino acids. NCBI's taxonomy places the organism in Eukaryota, Fungi, Ascomycota, Eurotiomycetes, Chaetothyriales, Herpotrichiellaceae. The record is from RefSeq and is a predicted model, not a curated record. The transcript has a single exon.